Peronospora belbahrii is the source of this 1593-nucleotide messenger RNA. Lineage: Eukaryota; Oomycota; Peronosporomycetes; Peronosporales; Peronosporaceae. The record is from the annotation of a GenBank genome assembly.
AUGGGUUUGGAUCAAAAGUAUUGCAAGUUGACGGUGCACCCGACCAACACCGUAGUGGCACCUUCUCGAGUGCGACGGCAAACCGUUGGCGAUCAAGGUUUCGGGUCGUGUCAGUACAAUCAACCGGUGCUGCCCUAUAAGUCGUACGUCCCUGACGUCUAUGACGGUAUGAACGAGGAGGAAGACGACACGGACGAUAUUGCCGUCCUGAGCGAAGACGAACCUCUGGCAUUGUCGCGCCGCCGCGCACACACCACUUCAUCCAUGUCUACUUCCGUGCGGCUGUCAAACAUCUUGAAUCCGCUGUCGCGAAUGACGAUGCGCUGGACGGAGCAUUUGGCCGACGAAGAUUCUAACAAGACAGCGGUCUCCUCUACAACUAGCUCAUCCACGACUCCGGACUUGUUUGCUACUCCACCACCGCUACUGUCACAGCCAAUGCUAGAUUUGGCUAACUCGUUUCUGGAUGUGGACACGAACGGCACUGACGAGAUCAUGCGUCCUACUUUUGAGGAGCUGGCAAGCAUGAUGGCUGGAACUCCGCCAAUUCCGGCAGGAGUCACACUUGAUAUGCUGCCAAACGAGUACGAGACGCCUCCAAUUCCAUCGCACCUGCGCAAUGUAUUGAUGAUACACAACCAGCAUGAUCGUAUAAGUCUGUCACCGGUUGGAAUAGAAAACGAUGAUGUGGAAGGAGAAAGUGACAGUGAUAUCGAGGACGACGAUGCAAGUAGCAUUGGCACAGAUGAAUACAGCAACGACUUGACGAGUCAUUCUGUGGACAUCGACAGGAUUCGACAAACCCGUGACGAGGCCGUAGCAAGCAUGAAUGGCCCGCUUCGUGAUUCGACUCAGUUGAAGCCACGCUCUCGUAGAACUCACGCUCUACAUUGCGUGGGUAGACGCAACGUUCGUGGACUUAGCUCUCCGCCGCGUAUGCUGCCUCAAGUAGCUCUUCUUCGUAAGGCUACUGUGCCAGAAAGAGGCGAAACCACUGAUAUUGAGCCAUACACCGAUGAGAUUUCUUCCAUGCCCAUGUAUCACGGACAGGAAUUGCAUCUAGCUUUCAAAACGACAACUGGUAAGACUGCCCAAGUCGAAGCGCACCCCAAGCGGCGUAGUGGAGCCCACCGGAACCCUUUUUCGCGACGUGUGCGCUGUCAUGAAGUUCAACCUUACGAUGAUUUGGAAGAAAGCGACACGCUGCGCAUUAUUGGACAUACUACGGAAGGCCUGCUUUGCGGUGGCGAUUGCGUUUCGUUUGCACGCACCGAUGGAAUGGUGCUGCGUAUGCAAAAGAUGUCCAAGAAGCUGAAAUUCAGCAACAAGAUUGACGUGCGAGCCAAGUUUAUUAUCACCGGUGUGCCUGACCGUACACCUGUUUCCUCGUCUUCUAACUUUUACCUCCAGAGUAUGUAUGACCGCAACAAAACAGUGGGUUACUUGCCGUCACGACGCGAGAACUAUCCCGGCUGCCUCGCCAUGUAUCUUCACCGCAAUGUUGAAGACAAGAUUGAGCCUGUUCAGUUCUUUAAGCGCCCUCCGGGCCAUAACUUGGUUUUCUGGCACCGUAUGCAACGAGAAGGUAACUAA